Vanessa atalanta (red admiral) is the source of this 1300-nucleotide messenger RNA. RefSeq lists its product as uncharacterized. The transcript has 2 exons. NCBI's taxonomy places the organism in Eukaryota, Metazoa, Arthropoda, Insecta, Lepidoptera, Nymphalidae. Gene Ontology annotation, molecular function: DNA binding. Gene Ontology annotation, cellular component: nucleus; transcription regulator complex. The record is from RefSeq and is a predicted model, not a curated record. Bases 116 to 730 code for a protein of 204 amino acids. Gene Ontology annotation, biological process: regulation of transcription by RNA polymerase II.
CCGAUCGGCCUCUUUUCCAUUGCGCAUGACGCAUAUCGGUAUUACAGUAAGACUAUCUUUAUCUGUUGACUUUGUUGUUGUCAAAUCCAAACAAAAAUAAAUUUCAUUUCACAGUAUGAUGAAUAAUUUUGAUACUGAACUAUUUAUAAGUGAAAUACAAAAGCGGCGAUCGAUUUGGGAUACGUCGUCUCCGGAACACACGAACAAAGAGUUAAAAAGAAGGGAUUGGGAUGAAGUUAUUGAUAUAUUUGCAGUAGAUGAUAUGUCUGCGAGUGAUAAACAUGUUUUAGGAUUCACACUAAGAAAAAGAUGGAAGAAUAUCAGAACAUGUUUUGCCAGAGAGCUUAAAAGACAGAAAAAUUAUGGAUCAGGAGUUGGACGAAAAAGCGAAUACAUGUAUUAUAAACAGUUACUUUUCCUAACAAAUGUUAUGAACAUCGUAGAGAAAGAUAUUGACGAAGAGCCUGAAUAUAUGUAUUAUGACGAUAAUGACAUUGAAUUACAGCAGACAACAGUCUCAGAAAACGUUAGAAAGUGUAAACGUAAAACUUUAGAUGAUGUAGAUUCAUUUAGUAAUAAGGAAGACGAUGAGGACCAUUUAUUUUUACUAUCUUUACACAAAACUUUACAAAGAAUUCCGAAAACAAAGAAAAUAGCAGUAAAAAUAAAGAUGUUAUCAAUAUUAAAUGAAGUUGUGUUGAAUGAUGAGAAUAGUAGACUAUAUAAAUAGGGAUCACAAAUAAUAUAUGUAUUUAUAAUUAUUAAUAAAAAUUUAAACUAGUCAAAUAUUAGUUUUUAGUUUUUAAAGUAAGUUUAGUAUUUAAAAUCAGAAAUUGUCAAGAUACCAAUAAACAACUUCAUUGUAAUAAUUAAUUGCAUAGAUUAAUAAGCAAUCUCAUAGUUCAAUGGACUCUCAAUUGUGUAUGGUUAAUUACGCUUCUCUUCCAAACCCAGGUUUAACAAAGGACUGGAGUCCCCUAAUUUUUUCUAAAUAAAUUGAACAAUUGUUUACAGUCAAUGUAAUUGUGCAGAUAGUUUAAUUUUACAUUCAUAUGUUUUUAAGAUGAUUACUCACAUCAAUUCUUAAUUUAAAAAGAAACUUGCGGCUUCUGCCUUAAUCUGCCUCUUGUGACCCUUUCCAAAAAAAAUUAAUGAGAGUAUAGGAGAUGCAUAUUACUAAACAAAACAGUACUGUAAUAGCUUAUAUAUUGAAAAUUAUUGAUACCAUUUGAUUGAAUCUAAGAAAGAAUAUUUGAUAUGUUUGUACAUGUUUUAAAUUAAGCAAUGUAAUUGCAGUUUA